UGCUGGCUGGCGUUUUGGGCCCUGGGCGCUGGGACAUCUUUCGGAAGCAUUCUCUCCAGCGGGCCGCAGCGGCCGCCCUCUUUGUCUGUGUUCCUGCAGCCGUUCUCUGGCCCCAGGCAACUCCAUGGUGGGUGAAGAGAAGAUGGCUUUAAGAAACCGAGUGACAAAGUCCAGUGAAAUCCCUGAGAAAGAUGAAGACCGGAGAAACCUUAUGAAGGAAUCUCUGGAGACACACAGAAAUGGUCAACUUGACAUAAAACAGCUGAUAGCAAAGAAGAGACAGUUGGCAGCAGAGGCAGAGGAAUUGAAGCCACUCUUUUUGAAGGAAGUUGGCAGUCACUUUGAUGAUUUUGUGACCAACCUCAUUGAAAAAUCCGCAUCAUUAGACAAUGGUGGGUGUGCCCUCACCACUUUUUCCAUCCUUGAUGAAAUGAAAAACAACCAUCGGGCUAAGGAUCUGAGAGCACCUCCAGAACAAGGAAAGAUUUUCAUUGCAAGACGAUCUCUCUUAGAUGAACUGUUUGAAGUGGACCAUAUCAGAACAAUUUAUCACAUGUUUAUUGCCCUCCUCCUCAUCUUUAUCCUCAGUACUUCUGUAGUAGAUUACAUUGAUGAAGGAAGGUUGGUGCCUGAGUUCAACCUCAUGUCUUAUGCCUUUGGCAAAUUUUCUACUGUAAUUUGGACAUGGUGCCUCAUGUUCCUCUCCACACUUUCAAUUCCCUAUUUCCUCUUUCAACAUUGGGCCAAAGGCUACAGCAAGAGUUCUCAUCGGUUCAUCAGUACUUUUAUCCAUGGCUUGUUUUUCAUAGUCUUCCAGCUGGGGAUUAUAGGUUUUGGACCAACAUAUAUCACAUUAACAUAUUCAUUGCCACCAGCUUCCCGGUUCAUUGUUAUACUUGAGCAGAUUCGAAUGGUAAUGAAGGCCCACUCAUUUGUCAGAGAGAAUGUACCACGAGUACUAAAUGCAGCCAAAGAAAAGUCAAGUACAGUUCCAAUACCCACAGUCAACCAGUACUUGUAUUUCUUGUUUGCGCCCACCCUCAUCUACCGUGACAGCUAUCCCAGAACUCCCACUGUAAGAUGGCGUUAUGUUGUUAUGCAAUUCACACAGGUCUUUGGUUGCCUAUUUUAUGUGUACUACAUCUUUGAAAGGCUCUGUGCCCCUUUGUUCCGGAACAUCAAACAGGAGCCCUUCAGCGCUCGUGUUCUGGUCCUGUGUGUGUUUAACUCCAUCUUGCCAGGUGUGCUGAUACUGUUCCUUACUUUCUUUGCCUUUUUGCACUGCUGGCUCAAUGCCUUUGCUGAGAUGUUACGCUUUGGUGACAGGAUGUUUUAUAAGGAUUGGUGGAACUCCACAUCAUACUCCAACUACUAUAGGACCUGGAAUGUGGUGGUCCAUGACUGGCUGUACUACUAUGCAUACAAGGACCUUCUGUGGUUUUUCACAAAGAGAUUCAAAUCUGCGGCCAUGUUAGCGGUCUUCGCUAUGUCAGCUGUAGUGCAUGAGUAUGCCCUGGCUGUUUGCUUGAGCUAUUUCUAUCCCGUGCUCUUUGUGCUCUUCAUGUCUUUUGGAAUGGCUUUCAACUUCAUCGUCAAUGAUGGUCGGAAAAGGCCGAUUUGGAACAUUAUGAUGUGGACCUCUCUUUUCUUGGGCCAUGGAGUCGUUCUGUGCUUUUAUUCCCAAGAAUGGUAUGCACGUCAGCACUGUCCUCUGAAAAAUCCCACGUUUCUGGAUUACAUCCGGCCCCGUUCUUGGACUUGUCGCUAUGUGUUUUAGAAGCUGGGACUUCAUUUCUUUCCUUGCCACAGAAGAUUGACUAUCCUGCCUGAUUUGGAGCCAGCUGUUCCUGAAGUUACCUGUGCUAUUUGGACUGCUCCAGCCUUUCCAGAUGGCCUACUACCUCCCUACUUCACCUGAGCCUGUGCUGUGGGAAGUUCACAUAACAGGCAUUUUUUCCCCCUUUUUGAGACGGGAAACUGAUGGCUGAGGUAAUGGCAAGCUUUUGCUGGGUCAUCUCAGCUCAAGCCUUGAUAACUGUUUUGUUUUGUUUCUUCACUCUAUUUAAUCAAGGGACUAAACAUCAUGUUUUUCUGGCACUGAAAAUUGGCCAAAAUGUGAAGAACUCAUUUACAUACCUCUGGUUUCAUAUCGUAACAUACCAUACUGUUGGAAGGUAUGCUAAUCUACCAUCAAUUGUAGAAGAAAGCAAAUUAAAAUGGAACCAUUUUUUCUGUUUCUAUUAGAAAAAAUAUAUCUCUUUUCCAAAGAUAGUCUCAUUUUACAAUCUAUUUCAUUUAUUUGUUGGAACUGUUUUGUUUUCUGGUUGUGCUAGGGAUCAAACCCAGGGUCCCACACAUGCUCAGCAGUGCUCUACCAUGGAUACACCGUCAUCCCAUGCACAUCUUGAGGGAUUCUGUAGUCAGAAGGGAAAAAAGAGGGAAGUAGCACAAGACAAGCAAAAGCAUUUCCUCAUGUGCUUAAAUUAUAUUAUGGAACUCACAUGGGAGAUAUUUUCUUAAGGUUAUAAUUUCUUGGAAGUUAUUUAGAAGUGUUCUUUGAUAUAACUGUUAUUCUCUGCUAAAUAUUGACUGAUUUUUGCAGACUAGACAGUCUGUAAGUAUUAAUCACCUGCAUUAAUAAAGUGAUCAUUAAACAUCCAGAA
Messenger RNA from Dipodomys spectabilis (banner-tailed kangaroo rat), 2663 nucleotides. It is a transcript of the gene Soat1, whose product is annotated as sterol O-acyltransferase 1. Lineage: Eukaryota; Metazoa; Chordata; Mammalia; Rodentia; Heteromyidae. The record is from RefSeq and is a predicted model, not a curated record. The coding region runs from base 125 to 1777 and encodes 550 amino acids. The transcript is spliced from 16 exons. Gene Ontology annotation, cellular component: endoplasmic reticulum membrane. Gene Ontology annotation, molecular function: cholesterol O-acyltransferase activity; cholesterol binding; fatty-acyl-CoA binding. Gene Ontology annotation, biological process: cholesterol metabolic process; cholesterol efflux; cholesterol homeostasis.